CCCUGCAGCUGGCGAAUCAGCUCUACUCCCUGCUCCCGUUCAUUGCAAUCAAGCAAGAGCCAUCAGAGGACUCUGCCGCUGCCGCUGGCAAAGGUCUCCUGGUUCCAGUGCCAGAAGACAAGGAGGGCGACGAGAACAGUGACAGUGCCAAUGCCGCCAAUGCCAAGCUGGCUCUCCAGGACAAG
Durusdinium trenchii is the source of this 185-nucleotide messenger RNA. The record is from the annotation of a GenBank genome assembly. NCBI's taxonomy places the organism in Eukaryota, Dinophyceae, Suessiales, Symbiodiniaceae.